Molecule: messenger RNA, 2178 nt
Organism: Dipodomys ordii (Ord's kangaroo rat)
Lineage: Eukaryota; Metazoa; Chordata; Mammalia; Rodentia; Heteromyidae
Gene: Dcst2
Product: DC-STAMP domain containing 2
Exons: 15
Coding region: 1-2178 (725 amino acids)
Cellular component (GO): membrane
Source: RefSeq, a predicted model, not a curated record
AUGGAGGAGCCCAGCAGGGCACGGGCCCUGGUCCGCAGUGUGGGCGGCUUUACACUGGGCUUGUCCUUGGCCACGAUGUAUGGGCUUCUGGAGCUCCUGGUGGAGAGGCAUAGCCCCUGGGCCUGUCUGGUGGGCACUGUUGCCUUGGCAAUCUUUCUUAGCCUGGGUUUGGGAUUCUCCCGUCAGGCCCGAGUCUCUGUCUUCCUGCUGCUUCCCCAGGCCUUCUCCCGACAUGGCCGGACACUGCUGUUGUUGGCUGCAUUUGGGUUGGUGCUACAAGGGCCUUGUGCCAACACUCUGCGCAACUUUACUCGGGCCAGUGAGGCUGUGGCCUGUGGGGCUGAGCUGGCCCUGAACCAGACUGUUGAAAUACUAGAGCGGGCCAGGCAGCCCCUUGUCAGUGCCCUGAGCAAGAUUAAAGCUCUUGCCCAGAAGGCCAAAGUGGUGGCCGACCGGGUCCGCAAGUUUUUCCGGUCCAUCAUGGACGGAGUGAAGCACGUAGCCAGGGCCCUGCGGAAUGUGUGGUACUGGCUCCUUCACAUUGGCGAUGUGUGCAACGCAGAGAUGGGUAACCCUUACAUGAAAUGCACUCACGUGUUUGAUGAUGCCAAGGACAACUGCAUGACAGCCAUACCGAGAGCCGACUACCUGUGUCACGUGUUCACACCCUUCAAAGUGGUGCUCUGUGGACUUGCCAGCUUAAUCCAGGUGUUCUGCAUCAUCCCCGAGUCCAUCCAACCCUUCCUGCGCAAGGUCAUCGGUACCCCUCUGAGGCGGCUGAUUAACCGGGUGCGGAAGGAGUUUGAAUUCAACAUGACCUCCACCCACUACUUCUCAGUGGAUCUCAAUGCCUCCCGAAGCCUGUCCCAGGUGGCUGUAGAUCUCCACGAGGCUGUCAGCCUGAAGGUGCACGGUUUCCGGGAGGUCCUGUCUCUGAUGGGCUACACCAUGCCUCUGUUGCUGACGUUUCUCUACCUCCAAGCUCUGUGUUACCGGUAUUUCUACCUGAACCGGGACAGUUUUGACAACAUCUACAUCACCAGGCGCUUCCUGCAUAUGGAGACCGCCCGGUCUAUUUCAGGACUGCCCACAGUGCUGCCCCUCAGUGCUCAUGAGGCUAGACGCUACAUCCGGCCAAACUCCAUCCACCUGUCCCGAAUGGAGAUGAUAUUGUGCCUACUGGACAUGUUUAACCUCAUACGCCACAUCAUCCUUGUGAUAUUCCUGGUCUUUUUGGACUAUGCUGUCUUCUGGGUGCUGGACCUGGCCCGGUACCAGCUCCAGGGGGAGAUUGUGGCUCGAAGUCCUGUGGUAGUGUCUGUCACAGUGGAAGGGAGUGGCUAUACGGGGAAUAUUUACCGUGACCUGGUGUCAGCCUUCAGUGUCCUGCAACAAGGCAACAUCACGGUCUUAUCCCAGCGCUGCCACCUGCACCCCUCAGAGCCGGACUUCAACAGUUACAUAGUCAUAGGUAUUAUGUAUGGCCUAUGCUUCUUCGUCACUCUGUUUGGCAGCUAUGUCAGCCGGCUGCGGCGGGUCAUCUGUGCUGCUUACUACCCAUCCCGGGAGCAGGAAAGGAUCUCUUACCUCUACAACUUACUUCUGAGCCGCCGAACCAACCUGUUGGCCACAGUACAGCGAGCAGUGAUGCGACGGGGAGCUGACCAGGGCCACCUGAGUGUCCUCCAGGUGCUGGCUAUCCGGUGCCCCUUUCUAAGGCCAUUUCUCAGCAAAUUUCAGCUGCAUCAAGCCCAGUGCUUGGGCUGUGGGAAGACAGAAGUUGAAGGGGACCUGGAGAACUUGGUAUCCUGUAGUACUCCAGGCUGCCCAGGUCUCUACUGCUACACCUGCUUCCGCCUCCUGGAGAACACCUGUACCCUGUGUGCAUCUCCCCUCUCCACCCUGGGGAACCUGGAUGUGGAACUGGACUCUAGUGAGGAGGAAGGUCCCCAACUACAGCUGGCUACAGAUGAAAGAAGAGACCCUGAGCAGGAGCCGAUUCUCCAGGAAGAGCUGCAAGAAGCAUUAGACAGGAACCUCUCUGAGGAGUCUACCACUGAGGCCAGCGACUUGGAUGAGAAGACUCUGAAACAGGAGUAUCCACAGCAGGUCCUACCUGAAGCCCAUCAGUCGGCUGAGUCUCUCGUCCUGGAAGAGCAAUUCUCAGAUAAUUUCUGA